Bactrocera oleae (olive fruit fly) is the source of this 3421-nucleotide messenger RNA. The record is from RefSeq and is a predicted model, not a curated record. NCBI's taxonomy places the organism in Eukaryota, Metazoa, Arthropoda, Insecta, Diptera, Tephritidae.
GCGGCAUUUCGCUAGUUUGUUUUGCAUCGUUCAAUUGGUUAGAUUACCUUGUUUGUCGCAGUAGUGCGCGUAUAUUAAGUUGAUGUCUGCGGGAAUAUUAAAUACAUCGCCUUUGAAAAUAUUAUGUGGAAUUCGAUAGUAUUUUUGCAUAUGAAACUUAAAUAGUCCAAUUUAUGCAAUUGUAUAAAACAAGAGAAUUAAUUAUGGUGAGUUAAUAAAUCCAAUUGGAAUUUUAGUUUAAAACGAAAUAGGCUCAGUUAAAAAAUGCAAGCAAUAACGGUAUAAACUAAAGAAGUUUGAAAAUAGAAAUAAGUUAAAAAGAAACUUAUUGCAAAGUAGCAUGUUGUGUGUAUUAUGGAUUUUGAGCUUUAUUGGCAAUCAAUUUUUCAACAACAAUUAAGAAAUUAUAGUAACUGUGUUAGAGAAAAUGCAUAUUUGCAUUUUCAUUAUUUGUUUUUCAACUAAAAAGUAUAAAAACAUUAAAAUGCAAAUGAUGAUUCUUAGUUAUAGUGAUUGAAAAGAACCAAAGCAGUGCCAUAUGUACAUACAUAUGAAUAUAUAUAUGCAAUAUUUCACUCGUCCAUACUGAUUAUAUGGAAUCCUUGUGAUGAACUUAUGUUCUACCAAAAUACGCUACUAAACUAUUUGUUUCUCAUUUAGUAUAUAAUUAUAAUUACUUCCGGAUUUUUUAUGUGAAAGUGUUUUGUAAAAUGAACGUAAUAUACUCGUUAAAUGGUAAAGGCAAUAUUAGUGAUUUACCUUAAAAAUGUAAUAUAUGAAUACAUGAACGAUGCAAAAUUAAAAGUUCGCUUAUUAAUACUAGCAUCAGAGCGGAAUACUUGCUAAUUAAAUAUAAACCUACCUGAAACAUCUUCACACGUGUUCGAUGUGGAUCUUAUGCGCUUUCGCGGUGUUUUUGUUUACAUUUGCUAGCUAGUGCGCGAUUGUGAUUUCAAGUAAAUUUUCAGUAAUGCCCCACAUUUAUAGUGUGUCAAAUAAUUUUUGACAGCAUGCCAGUAUUUUGUAAGGGAGGCGAUAGAUCAAAUGUGCUAUUUUUAUCGAGACCUAAUUAAAAAAGCCGGUGUGCUUAUAAUAAAUAGAAAAUAAGUGUCACGCUAAAAACAAAUUACUUAAUCAAAUUAAUCAAGUGACUAACGAAUUUCAAUCAAGUCAAGACAACCUACAUACUUGUAUAUAAUAUAAUAUAUAUUUUUGAAAGCAUCCGCUUACUACGAAACCGUAUUUGUGUUGUUUUACUAAGCCGUAUUUGCGAUGUGUGUGUUUGCUUUUGUCACAAUUGAUCGCAUUUUUAAUUGCAGCCAUAACUUGCCAACAUAAAUUCAAUUAAACUUACUAAUUGUUCCGUUCGCUGAACAUUUGUUGAAGUGAAUAUGUAUGAGCUAGACGAAAGAUAAUUGGAAGUGUCACGCUACUUUAUGAAAAAGGUCAAUUACAAAUAAAAAAAAAUCUACAUACCUAACUACAUAUGUACAUAUGUUAUUGUUUGAACAUUUGUGUUUAGCUGGUGCAAAUUUUGUGAAAAUUGAAAAAAAGUAAAGUGCCUAAAAAAUGUAUGCGAAACGCCCACCUAUCAAAGAGUUCCAUCUCAAACGUAAAGUAAAAUACUGGCGGGAGCCGAAUUUAGUGGGCCUGCCUUGUGUUGUGGGUAAAAAAUGUGUUGAUAUAGGUACUCCAAUGUAUGUGACAUUUUUUAUAUUGCUUUGCGCCAGUCGUUUCGAUCUUGCCAAAGCGCGGGCGGCAAAUACGUACCCUGUUGCCGCAACAGAUAUAGGCACGACGCUUACAGCAACAACUUCACAUGCGAAUCACAAGCAACAUCAUCGUAGUACACUGCAAUAUGCACACAACAAUUUCACCUAUCUGCAAGAAAGAAGUGCUGCGGAUUUUAUUGCGGAGAAGGGUGACGCUAGUGCUGGUAACAGUAUGCCAGAUGUUGCGGUAACUUUGCCGGCGCGUUCACCAGAUGCCAGAACAAAUGCAGGUUGUCCACCCACAACGAGUUCACAUUGUUUGCGCUGCAACAGCGAGGGUUGCAUCAAAUGUCCCGCCUAUCUAAUGACCGACACACGUCAGUGUGUAGAGCUAUGUCCUUCCGGUUACAUCGACCAAUGGUCGGCACAUACCGAAUUUAUGGGACGCGUCUGCGUUUCCACCGGUUAUUCGGGUCCGCUCAUGGCCGCUAUUGCAGGACUAAUCGGGGGAUUUGUGGUUUGUCUCACGCUAUUAGCUGUCGCGAUGAUGUUGAUGCGACGUCGACGUAGACGUAAAUCGAUCAAACAGAAACUGAUCAACGAGAAUAUUAUGGAUCGUUCCGAUUUUCUGCGACAACUCAACGAAAUGCGACCGAAUGCAGAAUAUUUCCUAGCGAUGCUCAACGAUACGCGACGUCAAAUACGCAAGCUGUAUUUGUCGGGCGAGGUGGGCGCAGCUAAUUCCUAUCGACCGAUAGUACGCGAUCUUGCCAAAAUACUGAUACUGCUGAAUCGUCCAAUCGAAUUGAUACCGGCGGCGCCGCACGACUGGAAUCGUUUGUACACAUGGUCCGAACAAGCAUUAGAGCGUUACAAGCCGCAAGUAGGUCAUUUGAUUGAUUUCUUUCAGCCCUCCGGUGGCGGUCGUGGCAGCAGCAGUGUUGGCAUUAGCGAUGACUUCGAUGCAACGUUCUUCCCACAGAAGAAUAACGUCUAUAGGCAGAGCAUGUUGGCGGGCUCGGGUCAACAAAAGUUGCACAUGUUCGGCUCGCUCAUCAGCUUGCAUGAAUUUGAGGAGCCACGCCCGUCCGAUCCCUUCGGCAGCAGUUUCAACACGCUCAAGAGUGGCAAUCUGAUAUCGGAUCUCAAUGCGAGUUCGUUAUGGCUGGAAGACGAAUUCUACAAAUUGGGCUUUCGACCGCAGGACGAAAUCACGACUGAGUUAUAAUGUCUGCUGUGUGUUUUGUUUGUUUCGUUUCUCAUAUGCUAUUGUGUUAGUUUUGUUUUAAUUAUUUUAAAUGGAUUAGCGUAUAUACUUUAAUUUAUAUUAUAAAAUAUAAUUUUAAUUGAAAAGUAUUAUUUUUUUUGUAUAAACGAUUAUAUGCUUAAAAUCUACAGAAUACAUUGUGUACAUGCUAAGUAUACACAUACACUUUUUAACCACAAAUAUUUACAAACAAUUUUUACAAUUCACUAAAUGUCACAAAUACAUAUUUAUACCAGUAUGCAAUCAUGUAAAACGCACAAAGUUAUUGCACAAGCAUGGAUCUAUUGUCUGUUUUAUAGAGUAGUUUGUCAAAAAAUAAUUAAAAUUAAUAACGGUAAAGUUAUAAUUAAAAGAAAGCACCAACGAACAAAUAAAAAAUAAAAAUCGCCGCCCAGUUACCGCCAAGCAGCGACUGUGCACACACAUACUUUGCUUCCACGAG